AUGCCUCGAGGACGGAAGAGGAGGACGAAGACCCUCGCUGGAAGCGGGGAAUCCGCCGCUUCAACUGUCGUGGAUGACUCCACGUCGGGCGGUGAGGGGGAGAUGACGGGAGCGACGGUAAGAUCUCCACCGAGGAGCAAGGCGCGGUUGGGGUCGCCGCGUAAAGAGGACGGAAGCGAGGGAGGGAGCGGGAGUUGUGGCGGGAGUGCCAAUGUGGCCUCCGCUGAGAAGGCGGUUACGCGUGCGGGGUCGCCGCGUAAUGUUGGGGGAAAUGAGGGAGGGAGCGGGAGUUGUGGCGGGAGUGCCAACGUGGCCUCCGCUGAGAAGGCGGUUACGCGUGCUGGGUCGCCGUGUAACGUAGGGGGUGUCGAGGGAGGGAGCGGGUAUUGUGGUGGGAGUGCCAUCGAGAAAGCGAUUGCGCGUAUGGGGUCGUCGCGCAGUGACGUGGGGAGCGGUAGUGAGCGUUGCCCAUCCGGCUGGUACGGGGAAGUUGCGGGGGACACUCCUGACCCCGAGCAGGUCAAUGCCGGCUCCGUCGGCCCCGAUACCUGCGCCUCCUGCACCUGUGCUUUAUGCAAUCACACCGGUGACGCCGAAGCCUGUGGAGACCUGGUCGGUCGUGGUGAGGAGUAA
Messenger RNA from Bactrocera tryoni, 633 nucleotides. Its product is annotated as keratin-associated protein 5-4-like. The record is from RefSeq and is a predicted model, not a curated record. Bases 1 to 633 code for a protein of 210 amino acids. NCBI's taxonomy places the organism in Eukaryota, Metazoa, Arthropoda, Insecta, Diptera, Tephritidae. The transcript has 2 exons.